AUGGGCUUCAUGCUGGGAAAGAGACAAACAAACACCGACGGUUUCGUUAACAAUGACAAUGACAAUGACGACGAUGACACGUGGGGCUAUUCUACUACAGGAGUAGCCAUCAAAUGGGCCGUCGUUGGCGCUCUUCUCAUACUACUCGUACUAUGGCUUGUCUUGGGACGCAUGCACGCUCAACGAAGGAUGAGGCGAGGUCAGCGUCCGUUGAUAUACCACAGAAUUCUGGUCCCCAGACCUCAAGGCGCUCGUUUCUAUCCACAACCUCGGUAUGCUUCCCACGGACCUGGCUGGGGCGGUGAAGGUUAUCAAAUGCAAGCGUAUCCUCCUCCAGCCUACAACACCGAUCAUGUACCACCGCCAGUCUAUCAACCUCCGGAUGGCGGCUCGAAGACCAAUCCUCAUCAAGAUUGGGCUGCUGUUCCACCUCCUGGUCCGCCACCUGGUCAUGAAGCUGGGGAAUCCUCGAGGACGGUGGAGACUGUGCCCUUGAAUCAAGAUGAGGCUGGGCAGGAAAAUACUACUGUGCAAUCACAUGUCCAGACAGAGAACCCAGGGCUGAUGUCGAGGUUGAACCCGUUCAAAUGA
Messenger RNA from Letharia columbiana, 591 nucleotides. RefSeq lists its product as uncharacterized. The record is from RefSeq and is a predicted model, not a curated record. The transcript has 4 exons. NCBI's taxonomy places the organism in Eukaryota, Fungi, Ascomycota, Lecanoromycetes, Lecanorales, Parmeliaceae. The coding region runs from base 1 to 591 and encodes 196 amino acids.